This is a messenger RNA of Rhagoletis pomonella (apple maggot), 1696 nucleotides long. RefSeq names its product probable cytochrome P450 304a1. The transcript is spliced from 5 exons. The record is from RefSeq and is a predicted model, not a curated record. Lineage: Eukaryota; Metazoa; Arthropoda; Insecta; Diptera; Tephritidae. Bases 90 to 1634 code for a protein of 514 amino acids. Gene Ontology annotation, molecular function: heme binding; monooxygenase activity; iron ion binding.
AACCAAGUAGUGACAAUAGCUACCAAUCAGUUGUUCUUCAACUUCCGUUGGUCCAGAGUAAUUAUCGAGCUAUUAAAUUGAAGGAAAAAAUGUUAACGGGAAUUCUUUUCUGCAUUUGCGCAGUGAUUUGCCUAUAUUUAUCAUAUCGUUAUGCAGUUAGUCGUCCUGAAGGAUUUCCGCCUGGACCGCCACGAUUACCGCUCUUCGGAAGCUAUUUAUUCAUGAUGCUGGCUAAUAAAAAAUAUUUGCAUAAAGGUGUACUGAAAUUUAGCAAAUGGUAUAAAUCGGAUAUUGUGGGUUUUCAUGUUGGACCCUUUCCAGUGGUUGCAGUGCACAGUGCUGAGGGUGUCAAAGAAAUAUUGAAUAGAAGGGAAUUCGAUGGACGUCCGCCUAUAUUUAUGGGUCAAAUGCGUGCACCUGAAGAUGAAUUAUUAGGUAUUUUUUUCCGCGAAGGUCCUGUGUGGAAGGAGCAACGUCGCUUUAUUUUACGAUACCUUCGUGAUUUUGGAUUCGGUCGUCGUUUUCUUGAACUCGAAUCAGUCAUACAAGAAGAGGUAACUGAUCUCUUAGAUCUCAUACGCAAUGGACCACGUUAUCAGCAUGAGCAUGAAUUAUCCAAACCUGGCGGUUAUAGAGUUUGUGUGCCAAAUAUCUUUAGUCCAUUUACCUACAAUUGCUUUUUACAUGUCAUGAUGCAUGAACGCCAGCCGCGCUCAGAACAGGCCGAGGUGUUGCACCUCAUCAAAAUGGGAAUGCAAUUUCAACGGAACGGUGAUGAUUAUGGUAAAAUGCUGAGCAUCAUGCCUUGGAUACGAUAUGUGUUUCCCAAAUGGAGCGCAUAUGAUGUACUAACAGAGGCGAAUAAAGCUCUUUUUGAGCAUUUUGAAAAAAUCGUAGAUCAUCACAUUGCCACCUAUGAUGAGUGCAGUGAGAGAAAUUUUCUAGAUUUGUAUAUUAAACAGAUGAGAAUGGAGCAUGAUCAAGGUCAGACGGAUGUUUACUAUCGCGCACAGUUUAUAUUGGGCCUGGUGGACUUUGCUUUCCCUGCAUUUACAGCAAUCGGCGUUCAAAUGACAUUUUUAAUACAGCACCUUAUGCUGAAUCCAGAAGCAAUGAAACGCAUACAGUCCGAAAUAGAUGAGGUUGUUGGAAGAUGUCGACUGCCGACGCUUGAAGAUCGUAAAUAUUUACACUACACAGAUGCUGCUAUUCGAGAAGGUCUGAGAAUUGAGACUUUAGUGCCGUCAGAUGUCCCGCACAGAGCGCUAGAAGACACAGAGUUGCUGGGUUACAAAAUUCCAAAGCACACUAUUGUGAUACCGAGUUUGUAUGCAUAUCAUGCUGAUGAACGCAUCUGGGGCGAUCCACAAAACUUUAGACCGGAACGCUUUUUAGAUGAAAAUGGAAAGCUUUCGCUGAAAAAGGACGUAUCACUUCCGUUCGGCGCAGGAAAACGACUUUGCGCGGGAGAGACUUUUGCACGAAAUAUGCUCUUUCUUUUAACCACCGCAAUUUGCCAAAAUUUCAAUUUUACAUUAGGUCCAGCAGAUUCCUUGCCCGAUUUGUCGAAAAAUUUAGGGGGUUUGAUCAUUACUCCGCCUGACUUUUGGCUGCAAUUGGAGGAAAGGGACUAACACGCAUACAUAUUUGUUUUGAUAUUAUUAAAAAAAGGCUGGAUUUCCUACAUGUUUAUUUA